Molecule: messenger RNA, 5136 nt
Organism: Elgaria multicarinata webbii
Lineage: Eukaryota; Metazoa; Chordata; Lepidosauria; Squamata; Anguidae
Gene: SUN1
Product: Sad1 and UNC84 domain containing 1
Exons: 23
Coding region: 324-3065 (913 amino acids)
Cellular component (GO): meiotic nuclear membrane microtubule tethering complex; nuclear envelope
Molecular function (GO): protein-membrane adaptor activity
Source: RefSeq, a predicted model, not a curated record
GUCUGAUCCUUCAGGCUUUGUUGAGGCCGGGAAGCCAUUUUGGGAUUCUGCAGUGUGGAAUAGAAAUAAUGUGCUGUCAACUCUCAAACUUCUUUUGAAUUACUGGGCAGAAGAUUGCUCAAUCUUGGAACACAAUGCUGAACUAAAGAAUUAUUCCUUCCUUCUGCGUGGGAUGAAUGAUGCUGAAUUUUGAAAUGAUCCAGCACUAUUUGCAAUAUUCUGAGGUACAGGCUGAACCAAGCAAGGGCUCUUCUUUUUCUGUCUUCGAAACUGUUUCAGAGAUGUAUUUUCAACUUUUUGCAGUAUGAUUUGAAACAGUGACCAUGGAUUUUUCACGUCUUCACACGUAUACCCCUCCCCAAUGCGUGCCAGAGAACACUGGCUAUACUUAUGCACUCAGUUCAAGUUACUCAUCAACUGCUCUGGAUUUUGAGACUGAACACAAAUUGGACCCUGUGUUUGACUCCCCAAGAAUGUCGAGGCGCAGCUUACGUUUGUCUGCUACAGCUCAUAGUGCAGCUGAGGAUACUCACAAUGAGAGUAUCUUUGGGGCCAGCAGCUCCUACGCUGGGAAGAAGGCUUUUGCAGAUCAUUCGUCUAAAAUUACAAAGCAACGUAAAAGUGUGAUGAAACAGUCCGGUUCUGUAAGACAUACCCCAAGAAAAAAUGUGCCCAGCUCUUCCAUUUUUAGCCACAGUAGUUUCAGUAGCCGCACAAGUGAUGGAUCCUUUGUGUCAAACAUGUUGGAUGAGUCUUCAAUUCAGGAGCAGACAGCUGUUGACCACUUCUGGGGUCUCGAUGAUGACGGUGAUCUCAAAGGUAGAGAUACUACGGUGAUUCAGGCCAACGGGGAGAUAGCAACAGCUGAGAACCAGACUGCACUGAGCAAUGGGUAUACCUGCAAUGACUGCAGUAUGCUUUCCGAGCGGAAGGAAGUUCUCACAGCGUACUCAGCUCAUCGCAUGCCGUCCUCAAGAGUCUACUCCAGGGAUCGAAGCCAAAAACACAAGUCCGGGGGCCUCCCUUUCUACACAAAUAAGAUUCUGCGAGCGGCCAAGUAUACCGCAACAUCUUUCACAUCACUCAUAGUGCAGCUAUUUCAAAUGAUCUUGCUGAAGCUGGGCUAUGAUUGUAAAGCUCACUCUAAUUACUGUGGAAGCAUGAAUGUAAAAGAAUUUCUCAGGGAAGAUGGCCACCUGGGCAUGAAUGGGGAGUCCUUGUGUGAUGACUGUAAGGGGAAGAAACACCUUGAAACAUACACAACAGCCCACAUGCAAUCCUCAAGGUCUAAAAGGGUAGCAAGGACCAUUUGGCACAUCUUUUCUUACGCAGGUUACUUCUUGCUGCAUAUGUUGCAAAGAAUGGGAACGGCAGGAUGGUUUGUGUCCAGGAAGGUUGUGUCACUCCUUUGGCUGGCUGUUGUAUCUCCAGGGAAGGCAGCUGCAGGAGUAUUCUGGUGGCUUGGCACUGGAUGGUAUCAACUGGUUACCCUGAUUUCUUUGCUGAAUGUCUUUCUUCUUACAAGAUGCCUUCCAAAGAUGUUCAGGUUGUUGUUGUUCCUCCUCCCACUAUUGCUGUUGCUAGGUUUAUGGCACUGGGGUCCUGAAGGUUUCCUUUCGUUAUUGCCUGCUUUGAAUUGGACAAGCUUACAUAGAAUGCACAUGUGGGAAGACUCUGCAGAGAUCAUUGAGCCUCAACCUGAUUCAUCUUCUGCUCUUAGGCAUCCAGAUGAAACCACGACGUUCUUUGAUGCAGGUCGUAUGCGUGAGCUGGAAAAGCAAAUGGCCUCCAUGACUGAGAGAUGGCAUCACCAGGAUGAAGAAUACACUAAAAUGCUACUUCUGUUGCAAAACUUUCAAGAUCAAGUUACCCAGAUGAAUGACAAAAGUGAAAUGUUGGUACUCAUAAAAAAUGUAGUAGGCCAACAUCUUAAAGAGAUGAAAGCAGAUGAAACGGCACGGCCAGCGCAUGACUAUUUGGCCUUGCAUCAGGAUCAUGAAUGGCGCAUUGUGGCUUUAGAAGACCUCCUUGCAAAACUCUCCGAAAAAUCUGAGGGCAUCCAAAAGGAACUUGAGCAAAAAGCAAAAAUAGUGAGUGACACCGAUGAACAAAACCAGCAUCUCUUAUCCAAAAUUAAGCAUCUAGAACUUGAAUUGGCUCAUAUGAAAUCGGAGCUGCUAAAUUCACAGGGAUUGAAAACUUGCUGUGACACAAUGGGCACCCUUAAUGAAAAGGUAGACGCUCAGGUUAAAGAAUCAGUCAGGUUCAUGCUUUUCGGUAACCAACCAGGAGACUUGCCAGAAUCGCUGCUUCAGUGGCUAACGUCCAAAUUUGUGAGCAAGAGUGACUUGCAGGUUUUGUUGCGAGAUUUGGAAUUGAACAUCCUCAAGAAUAUAACUCUCCACAUGUCUGUCACAAAUUCAAAGUCUGCUUCGGAGGUAGUAACAAGUGUGGUGAACGAGGCUGGGAUUGCAGGCAUCACGGAAGCGCAAGCACGCCUUAUUGUCAAUAACGCACUGAAGCUUUAUUCUCAAGACAAGACUGGCAUGGUAGACUUCGCUUUGGAAUCUGGAGGUGGCAGCAUAUUGAGUACUCGCUGUUCAGAGACGUAUGAAACCAAAACAGCACUAAUAAGUCUCUUUGGAAUUCCUUUGUGGUACUUCUCUCAAUCUCCUCGGGUCGUGAUCCAGCCUGACAUGUAUCCUGGAAAUUGCUGGGCUUUCAAAGGAUCACAGGGAUACCUUGUUGUCAGGCUUUCCAUGAUGAUCUACCCUGCAGCUUUCACCCUGGAACACAUACCAAAAACGCUUUCGCCAACAGGCAAUAUUACCAGCGCUCCGAAGGAUUUUUCAGUAUAUGGUCUUGAAAAUGAGUAUCAGGAAGAGGGUGUGCUUCUGGGCCAAUAUACAUAUGAUCAAGAUGGAGAGUCACUACAGAAGUUCCAAGUAAUGGAGACAACUGAAAAAGCAUUCCAGAUAGUGGAGCUAAGAAUAUUUUCCAAUUGGGGCCAUACAGAGUACACAUGCCUCUAUCGGUUCAGAGUGCACGGGAGACCUGCUGAAUGAAAACUAUGUAUGCUUUCCUACUUCUUGUUGUACAUUUUUUCUGUCUAUAUGUGUAUAUAUCUAUCUAUAUAUAUAUAUAUAAAGGGAAAGCCUGGAACACUGGAAUCCUUAAAAAGAUGAGGAUGUGUAAUGUGCAGCAGGUUCUAUAUUCCUCCUCAGCGAUGUGUAGAAGACUGCCAACAGCAUUGUAUACCAAAUCCAAUGGUUAUUUGCUCGGAUGCUCAGUUUGUAACUGCCAGACAGCUUGAUAUUUUUAAUGUGUUCAUUUCUGAGAAAAAUAUUGCAUGCCAACUGCUCUCAUUUGCAAAACCCAGUUAAUACCUAUUUUAUUACUUCAGAAUAUAAAGCUUUUAAAACUCUUUUUUUUUUUUUUUUUGGCAGCUAGGAAUCUGUUUUUAAUAUUGGGGCCCACUUCCAAACCUCUACAUAAUUUUUUAAAAUGGCCAUGGAUGCAAUCUGUAUCAUACACUGGUUACGCAGUUUCCAAUCAUUUUCAUGGGGUUUCUUGAACAUCCAGCAAAAAGUCUUCUUGCAGUGAUGGGAGACUGUGUGGUCCCAGAGGUUGGUGCAUUUCCUCUAUAGACACAUUUUGGGCACAACUUCCCAGUCCUGAAAGCCACUUCAUGUGCUUCAUAAAUUCUCAGCAAGAUUUUAUACCAUAUACUUUUGAGGAGUAAGUGUGCCUGAAGCAUGCUUUAUUCAUCUCCUGGAUUUAGAACGUCUUUUGCUUUAAUAUUAUAUAUAGCAAGAAAAGAAUGGAGCCAAAAGCCAUUCAGAAACCAGACUGGUAACAAGACUAAGAAUCAAACAGAAAAACAAGUAUCAAUAACAACUGCUUUAAAAAGAAAAGUCUUAAAAUUUUGACUUUUUUAUCUUCUUCUUUUGAACAAGUUGUUGGUCAUAGUAGCUAGUAGCAAUUGAAUGAGUUAGAAUGUUGCCUUGUAUGUUAAGAGUGAAUUUGGCCAAGUGUUUCAACAUAAGGUCAGGCAGAGAAGUAUAACUUGAAUGAAGGAGGAAGAGGUCACAUUUAGAAGAAAUGGCUGAGAUGGGAUUGAAUUAGAAGGGCUCACAAGAUUAGGUGUUGUGCAAUGAGAGAUAAUGAAAAAGAAAUGUAGACAUGGAACCGGAUUUAGAUGAUGCUAGAAAUGCUAAACCUUAAAGUAAUCUGCAAACAUAGUUCAUGGCUUCAGCAUAUUCACACAUUCUGUUUUGUGUAGUUUACCUUCCCAAAGCCUCACUGGGUUGCUGCUAGUCUCUGGAAAGCCAGAGGAAGCUUCACUAGAUUGAUUGUGUGAAAAAAUCCUCAGAGUCAUGAUUUUCACAUCAGUUCUCCCAAAAUCCCCAUCUGUAUUUUUUUUAAAAAAACUCACACAAUAACAACUUCAGGUCUGCAGCUGAAGUUUUACAAGAACUCUUGUGGAGUGUGGAAUUUUCCUUAAACUAACUCAUCAUACAGCUCAGCAUCCUUUUAAAAUUAAUUUGCAAAUCUCAUUAGAAAUCUGUUUAGGAAAAAGAUCUCUUAAACUGGUGGUGUGCAGAAAUUUUACCUUAUGGUCCUGCUUUUUUGGAGGAUCAAGUUAUAAUAAUAUUUUUUUGUAUUCUUUUUGGAAAGACAAGUUGCUGCUGCCUGGUUCUCUGAAUGGAGUUAAUGUAUGUUGCCCAGGAGUCCAUAAAUAUUUAUAAAAAAGAGUUUUAUUUCCAGAAGACCAUUUGUUUGCCUAAGUUCAGCGAGAAAUCAAAACAAUGGCCAAUUGAAGAGCUUGCUAAAACCUGUACAGGUGUUUAAUAAACUCUACAUUUAAAUAUAUAAAUCAGAAUUAUCCUGUAUAAACCCAAAUUUGGGGAGCUGAGGGAGUGGGGAAAUUUUGCAUAACACUAACUUAUUUUUAAAGAAGCGAGAUAGGACUUUGUGCAAUGUAUUUUUGUAAAUGCUUUUUCAAAAUAUUUGUCUCUGGUAUCCUUUGCUGCCUCCAAACUGACAAGAAGCUAUUGAAAAUGUUUAAGAGUUUUAAUUUUUUUGAAAACGCAUGUAAUAUUUGGAACUAAAUAAUAAAGUUUUCUUUUUUUGGUA